Messenger RNA from Erigeron canadensis, 1260 nucleotides. RefSeq names its product RNA pseudouridine synthase 5. The record is from RefSeq and is a predicted model, not a curated record. Lineage: Eukaryota; Viridiplantae; Streptophyta; Magnoliopsida; Asterales; Asteraceae. Gene Ontology annotation, biological process: pseudouridine synthesis. The transcript is spliced from 14 exons. Gene Ontology annotation, molecular function: pseudouridine synthase activity; RNA binding. The coding region runs from base 30 to 1163 and encodes 377 amino acids.
CGAAAACAAGCUAAAGUGGAUGUAACAGAAUGGCUAUGAAAAAUUCAGAUACAACAACUUAUACUCCAUCUCCAACGACGUCGUUUGGUAAACCUUGGCCGGAGUUCAAUGACGGCCUUACUUACCGCGACAUUCUCCGAUCACCUGAUUCCGGUUUGACUUUAAUUGACUACUACUCCGCUAAGCAUCAAAGCUCAGCUCCUUUAUUAGGUUGGUUGCAGAGGAUCGAGAAUGGUCAGAUAACAGUUGAUGGUGUAGUUGUUGCCGAUCCUACGACUGUCUUAAGGGCUCGUACAGAACUUGUGUAUCAUAGACUUCCUUGGAGAGAACCGUAUGCGCCACACUUACUUGAAGUUUUAUUUGAAGACGAUCAUUUGAUUGCUCUAAAUAAACCAUCUGGUCUACAAGUUUUACCCGGGGGACUAUUUCAGCAGCGAACAGUCCUGACACAGCUCCAAUGGCGUAUGAAAAAUCAAGGAUCAUCAUUAUCAGAUGAAGAAUCAUGCCCUGUUCCAGUUCAUAGGCUUGGAAGAGGCACAUCAGGAAUCUUACUUUGUGCAAAGACGAAGGUUGCAAAAACUCGUCUGGCAGCUCUCUUUGCUGACAAAACAUCUGCGGUUGUCGGAAACAGAAAAUCUGACAAUGAGGUCAAUCACGUGGGCAAAAUGUCUAAGAUAUACAGGGCAUUAGCAUGUGGAGUUAUAAAUGAGGAUGAGGUUGUCAUUGAUCAGCCAAUCGGAACCUUGAAAUAUCCAGGAGUCGCUAAAGGAUUAUAUGUUGCUUCUCCUUCAGGGAAACCAGCAUUGAGCAAAGUUCAUGUUCUGAGGAGAGAUGUAGAGAAUAACCAGACAGUUGUUCAGGUGGAGAUUCAAUCUGGCAGGCCCCACCAAAUCAGAAUUCAUCUUUCGUUCAUUGGCCAUCCUUUGAUAGGUGACCCACUUUAUGUGGCUGGUGGGAUACCGAAGUGUUUUGAUCCUGAAACUGUAGAUGAAACAGUAGCGGAAGAUGGAGGGUAUCACAGGCCUACGAAUCCUGUUCCUGGAGAUUGUGGGUACUACUUGCAUGCUCAUCAGCUAGUCCUUUGUCACCCGAUGACGAAAGAGGUGUUUAAAAUUACAGCACCCCUACCGCCUGUCUUUGUAAGUCACGAGUUAAGAGAAUGAACAAACACACAAACUUGAAAAAAUCUGUUAUUUCUGUGAAUUAUCAGUCUAUCACAUCAUAGUUCGUAUUAAUACAUGUUUCUGAUUUUCUGUAGAA